Suillus bovinus is the source of this 1483-nucleotide messenger RNA. RefSeq names its product Metallo-dependent phosphatase-like protein. Gene Ontology annotation, molecular function: hydrolase activity, acting on ester bonds. NCBI's taxonomy places the organism in Eukaryota, Fungi, Basidiomycota, Agaricomycetes, Boletales, Suillaceae. The record is from RefSeq and is a predicted model, not a curated record. The transcript is spliced from 12 exons. The coding region runs from base 33 to 1226 and encodes 397 amino acids. Gene Ontology annotation, cellular component: cytoplasm.
ACUCCCUUCACCUAGACUAUACUCACUGUGCCAUGAUACUCUUGUGUUUGCGUGAUAUCCUUGUCACUUUGCUCGUCCUUUUCUAUGGAGGAGUGGUGAGAGCAUUUCCAAGUUUGCCUCAUGCACAUUCAAGACAGGUUCCAGUGGUCGAUACGCCCUCUCAGCUCAACCCGUAUCCUGAUAAACCACGUCUCACCUUCAGUUCUUCUGGGACCUUUAAACUGACCGUAUUCUCGGAUCUUCAUUAUGGCGAAAAUCCCUGGGAUGACUGGGGACCUCAACAGGAUGUUAAUAGCACACGCCUGAUGCGCGCUAUACUAGCUUCUGAGAAGCCUGACUACGUCGUACUGAAUGGAGAUUUAAUCACUGGUGAAAAUACAUUUCGGGAGAAUUCUACCACUCUCAUCGAUCGCAUAGUGGCUCCUCUAAACGACGCAAAAAUACCUUUUUCGUCUACACAAGGGAACCAUGACAAUGAACGAAACAUCACACAUCUUGAAGAAAUACGACGGGAGCAGCUCGAUAGCUACCUGAGCUACACUCGCACUGCACCGCCUGGUAUUGGAGGGGAAGGAGGGGAGGGCACAUACUGGGUUCCGGUCUACGAAAAAGCGACAGAUCUAACACCUGCUUUGAUCUUGUGGUUUUUUGAUUCCCGAGGCGGUUGGUCCCCUGGACCUACAUCUGCACCGCUACCCGACUGGGUGGAUGCCUCUGUAGCAGGAUGGAUUAAGCGCGAGACAGAUGCAAUGGAAGCUGGGUGGGAUUCAGUAGAAAGGAGAGAGCGGGGAGCGUUAGCCUUCGUACAUAUACCUCCACAUGCGAUCGAGAGUGUGCAAAAGACAUUGAACACCACGCGAGACCCAGGACUCAAUGCCGACACUCUAGCUCAGGGAUCAACACAAGCCACUAGUGACCCGUCGUCGGCUGGAAAGGACCAACCGUUCUGGGAUGCGUUGAAUGCCAACAUCAAGAACUUACACGCAGUGAUCUCUGGGCACGAUCAUGGCAACGAGUGGUGUGCCCGUGAGCCUUCGAAGGAUGUUAUAUUCUGUUUUGACAAGCACUCCGGAUAUGGUGGCUACAGUAGCUCAGGAUGGGGCCACGGCAUACGGAAUAUCGUGUUCCCCUCUGCAGAUCCUGCAAGUGGGCUUGAAACGUGGAUCUUACUCGAGGACGGGCAGACAAGGGCAAGAGUUACACUGGACAACAACUAUGGUCGGUGAUCUGCGAUUAGGUGGCCCCACGUUUGCUGUAUACAUACUUACCUGUGGGAGUUAAAACGUUAACACAGCGUCACACACGUUUGCACUUUUUUGGACGAGAACAGUUCACAUGGAUCAGUCAUUGAUGACCACAUUACUUAGCCAUGAAAAGCCUCCGCAACUAAUCGCCCCUGCCAAGAUCGGGACAAUAUUAAUAGACGAAGAAAAGAGGUUGAAGCUAUGCAUGUCAAGGAUCCUUUAACACAAGAAACUAUCAU